UCGACUCAGUUCUGUUGUGGCUCUGGUGAAAACUACAGGAAAAGGAAGCAAUUGGAAAAAAGUCGGUUGGUACAAUAUAGAAGCCGAACGUUAACAGAGAGGGGGUUAGGGUGAUGAGAUGGGCGAGUUCACGUUUGGGAGUUCCCGUGAGGUGCUGCCCCUUUGUAGGAAGCAUGACGAGGACAGGGACAUGUGCUGUGAGGACUGUAAGACCAUCUUCUGUGUGACGUGUGGUCAGACAGAACACAAAGAACACAACUGGGGCAGCAUCAAGAAAAUAUCGUCCGAAAAACGGAGAGACAUUCCCAAAAUCAGCCAGGCAAUACGUGGCUGUGUGCAGGAAAUAACCGAGAGCCUCUCCUUCGUGUCUCAGAUGGAGUACGAGCAAGAAAAAAGACAUUCGGGGCAAAUCAGAAAGCUUGUGAAACAGCAGGACGAGAUGGUAUCCGAGGUGUUCAAGAUCACUAACGCCAACAUCGAGAAAUCCAAAGGAAUCUACUCCCGUUGUCAACAAAAGCUUGCUACCUUAAAAACCAAUAUGAACAACUAUAAACGAGAACUGCUGGAUAAGGUCCAGUUUCUGGACUCGCAGUCAGGUAGCAUGACGGGAUUCCAGCUGAUCGAGACAAGGAACGACGCUGAGGCAGUGAUUGCUGAGGUCAACAACAUCGACUUGACGGCGUACGGACAUCUACCCUGCUUCUUUAAAGGUCAGAUGGACUACCAAGCACUGAAGGCCAUGUACGGUACACUGAUGGACCCGGAACAUAUAAAAGUAUCGAGACUAGCGAAUUUCAAGAACUUUUCGAACACGAUCGUCUCCAUACAUUCGGUAUCGGAAGAUUUGGCCUGGGUUCACGGAUGGGACUGUAGUGCCUAUUUAUUGAGCAAUAUUGGUGUUACUAAAAAGACGAUAGAAAUGAACAGUCUUUCUAACGACUUCAUCGUGGGACCCGGUGGGAUUCACAUCUUUACAGACUUUGAAAACGAUGAAAUUAAAAAAAUGGAUGAAAAUGGAAGAGUCUCUGUCAUUGUAUCGACGAAGCCGCUCACCCCCAUUGGGAUUGGGAAAUCUUUGGACGGGAACAUGCUAGUGGCGCUGGUAGAUGACUACAGCUUCAAGAUCAACACAAACAGCAAACGCUUGCUCAAGCUGAUCUCCAUUGACGGAGAAGAAAUGAGGGCGUUUGAAUUUGAUAAAGAUGGCUCAACAAAGCUGUUUACCAAACCUCAUCGCGUGUUUCAAAAUUAUAACACUGAUAUUUGCGUCAUAGACCAGAUCGGCCAAUCAAGUGGCGUUCUCCGGGUACUCUCGUCAGAUGGCGCAGUCAAGUUUGAUUACCGCGGGAAUUAUGUCAAGAAACGUUUUGAUCCCCGUGGGUUGGUGUGUGAUGGAAACUGUAACAUAAUCGUCACCGACUGCCUCCAUAGCUUCAUCCACAUGUUGAGUCCGUGUGGCGAGUUCAUCCGGUACAUUGUGACUAAGCAGGAGGCGAUCGAUUCGCCAUACUCGGUUGACCUCACAAAGUCUAGUUUGUGGGUAGGUGGAAAAAAUGGAGAAAUCAGUGUGUAUCGAUAUAUUUCUGAUCCAAACAAUUAAAGUAUAUCAAUGGUAUUUCAAAAUGUGAAGUGACAAAAUGAAAAAAAAAACGUGAUCACAUUUACCGGUACUCAAAAUUUGAUACAAUCGCAUUGUUUCUUUUCAACUCAAACUUUGAGAUAAACUUGCUAUUGAAUUACCAUGUACUACUCUAUGCAUCUACAAGUAUUGAAGUUGUAUCAUGGUUAAUAUCUACUGUUUGCAAAAAUGUUUGAUAACGAUUUCCUUAAAAUAAAUAUAAUGUAUUUUUGUCUUUACGUCAAAUUGGAAAAGUUAUUGGUCAUUUUGACUUUAUAAUUAACCCCGUGUUGUGUCUCUACUCUGGGAAUAAGGAAGUUGGAAACGGGAACAUCACAAAGCAUUUAUUAGUCCCUAUUAUCCCAAUACACGGCUCUGCACAAGUUCCUUGAGAUAGCUCUGACUUCAGACAUCACCCGCCUGUAUUUUCCUGUCAGUAACAGUGCUAACUGGGAUGUGUCGUGUUGAAUUUUGAUUUAAAGACUCGUUCACACGUAAACGUAAGACUUUAUUUGGCACUUAUAAUUAAGUGCUGUUGAAAUAUUAUAUACUGAAGUGAUAGAACUUGUGUAGUGGUAGGCCAGAUGGCCUUUCCGGUGCCAGACUAACCAUGAGGAAGUUCAUAUUGUGACAAAACAAAUGUCAGUGGUUUAAUUUUUGAAAACAUGUUUAUUUACUAGCAAGGAGAAAAAUCAUUCUGCUGCAACAAUACAAUUUGAACCAUAGAUAUCGGCUUAUAUAGUCCCAUGGUAAAGCACCUGACUCUGGUUUUACACCUGAUCCAAAUCAUUUAUAUUCACAAUUCCUCCUAGGACGACUACACUGUAUACCACACAACAAUUAUAACAGGAGUAAUAUUGCAAUAUCUUAAUUUAUUAUCAAGAUGUUGGACACAAGUACAUGUAUAUCACAAGCAAUAUAAAAUAAAUGUUGAUGGAUAAACUGUUCCGAUAAAGAUUGUGGUGGCUACUAGUAUCUGGACAAACAUGGUCUCCAUUCAGGUAAAACAUGGAAUCCAAGUCUUGAAGCUCUGUCUUUUCUCUCAGCAGCAAAGAGAAAGGUAAUUCAACCUUCCCUUAAUGUGUC
This is a messenger RNA of Magallana angulata, 2704 nucleotides long. RefSeq lists its product as uncharacterized. The coding region runs from base 119 to 1600 and encodes 493 amino acids. The record is from RefSeq and is a predicted model, not a curated record. NCBI's taxonomy places the organism in Eukaryota, Metazoa, Mollusca, Bivalvia, Ostreida, Ostreidae. Gene Ontology annotation, cellular component: chromatin; nucleoplasm. Gene Ontology annotation, biological process: positive regulation of DNA-templated transcription. The transcript has a single exon. Gene Ontology annotation, molecular function: zinc ion binding; ubiquitin-protein transferase activity.